AUGUCCUCUGAACCCCCGACCAUUCUCUCAACCCCCCAAAGCCCGGAAGAAGAGAAAAAUAUCUCCAUCGCGAAAACCUACAUGGCAAUUGCCUACUCUCCCACCCGCAACUCCGGCGCCCCCUCCGUCUCCCACCUCUGCCACCCAGACGCCUACUUUUACUCCCCUUCUACUUUCCCCGGCUGCACAACCCCGAUGGACUACGCCGACUCGCACGCAUACGUCAUGGCCUCCGUUUCCGACCUGCAUAUCGUGCAGUACGACCAGGCGUGGGCAAAAGAUGGACAUGUGUUGCUGCGGUAUACGGCGGAGGGAUCCCAUUGCGGGAAGCCGUAUCGGGGGAUUGAGAGGAGCGAGCCGCCGAAGAGGGCGCGGUGGAGUGCGGCGGCGAUUUUUGAGAUUGUGGAUGGGAGGGUGAUGGGGUUUGUUAAAGAUUGGGAUCAGAAGGUUAUGCAGAUACAGUUGGGCUGGGCGCCUGUGAAUGAGAGUAGCGAUCCAAGGUGGAAUAGGGCGAUGUUGGCGGAUCCGGAGAAGGCGAGGAAAGCGAAGUUUUCUGUAUAG
This is a messenger RNA of Aspergillus chevalieri, 561 nucleotides long. RefSeq lists its product as uncharacterized. The coding region runs from base 1 to 561 and encodes 186 amino acids. NCBI's taxonomy places the organism in Eukaryota, Fungi, Ascomycota, Eurotiomycetes, Eurotiales, Aspergillaceae. The record is from RefSeq and is a predicted model, not a curated record. The transcript is spliced from 3 exons.